GCAUCUUUAGUGGAAACCCAGUUGAGGAACUCAUGGGUUCCCACAAAAUUGAGCUGGCUUUUGCUUUCUUCAUCUGGGCGUUACUGGCAUGCUUAUCUUCUUGCAAUACCUUCCCAAGUGAAUACUCCAUAGUGGAGCAAAAUGAAGUGCUCAACAACUUCCCUGCAGAAGAGAGAGUUGUGGAGCUCUUCAGGCUCUGGAAGCAGAAGCAUGGAAAGGUGUAUAGGCAUGCUGAAGAGAGUGAGAGGAGGUUUGAGAAUUUCAAGAGGAACCUCAAGUUUGUAUUGGAGAAGACUGCAAAGAAGAGGGCUGCAAACAAUGCACAUGAUAGCCAGAGGGUGGGGUUGAAUAGGUUUGCUGAUAUGAGCAAUGAGGAGUUUAGGAAGACUUACUUGUCUAAAAAGCUGAAAAUGCCCACCAGCAAAAGGAACAAUAUGAUGAGGAGAAUGCAUGAAGAACCAGUGCAUUCAUGUGAGGCUCCUUCAGCUUUGGAUUGGAGGAAAAAGGGAGCUGUGACUGGUGUCAAGGACCAAGGCAGUUGUGGAAGUUGCUGGGCAUUCUCUACAACCGGAGCUAUUGAAGGAAUCAAUGCAAUAGCCACCGGAGAACUCAUUAGUCUUUCAGAACAAGAACUUGUGGAUUGUGACAGUACCAAUGAGGGAUGUGAUGGAGGCUACAUGGACUAUGCUUUUGAAUGGGUUAUUGACAAUGGUGGUAUCAAUACAGAAAAAAAUUAUCCAUACACAGGUGUGGAUGGUACCUGCAAUGUCACCAAGGAGGAAACUAAAGUUGUCACCAUUGAUGGUUAUGAAGAUGUGGGAGAAACAGACAGUGAUCUUUUAUGUGCUACCGUUCAGCAACCCGUUAGUGUUGGUAUAGAUGGUUCUGCGUGGGAUUUCCAACUAUACACAGGAGGAAUCUACGAUGGCGACUGCUCCGACAAUCCAGAUGACAUUGACCAUGCACCUCUGGUCGUAGGAUACGGUUCCGAAGGCGAUGAAGAUUACUGGAUUGUAAAGAAUUCAUGGGGGACUAGUUGGGGGAUGGAUGGAUACAUUUACAUAAGAAGGAACACUAAUUUAAAAUAUGGGGUUUGUGCAAUCAAUGCCAUGGCUUCAUAUCCUACCAAGGAGUCAUCUGCACCAUCCCCAACAGCUCCACCACCACCUCCUACACCAGUGUCACCACCCCCUCCACCAACACCACCUACACCAGUGACACCACCGCCACCUCCCUCUCCUUCACCAAGUGACUGCGGAGACUUCUCCUAUUGUCCAAGUGAUGAGACAUGCUGUUGCCUCUUUGAAUUCUUGGACUACUGCCUCAUCUAUGGUUGCUGUGAAUAUCAAAAUGCGGUUUGCUGCACCGGAACUGACUACUGUUGCCCAAGUGAUUAUCCCAUUUGUGAUGUUGAAGAUGGUCUCUGCCUCAAGAAUGCGGGAGAUUUCUGGGGAGUAUCUGCAAAGAAGAGAAAAAUGGCCAAGCACAAGCUCCCAUGGACUAAAGUAGAGCAAACAGAGAAGACAUACCACCCACUGCAGUGGAAGAUGAACCGGUUUGCUGCAAUGCGCUGAAAAAGGGAAAGGAAGUUAUUGUUUCUGUGAAGUUUGAAGAAGGUUGUCACUAUUGGUAGUUAAAUUUGUGUAAAACAGGCAUUUGUUCCACCUGUUUUUUUUUUUGUUGACAUAUGUUCUUGUGAACAUUGAUUCAUUGAACAUAUGCUGUAAACGAAACCUGAAACAGAAACAUAUUUGAGAAAAGUGAUUUUUCUCUGCGUGAUGCAAUGGACGGAAUAAUUUGAUCGAUUACAGCUAA
Molecule: messenger RNA, 1815 nt
Organism: Prunus mume (Japanese apricot)
Lineage: Eukaryota; Viridiplantae; Streptophyta; Magnoliopsida; Rosales; Rosaceae
Source: RefSeq, a predicted model, not a curated record